Molecule: messenger RNA, 1864 nt
Organism: Coccomyxa subellipsoidea C-169
Lineage: Eukaryota; Viridiplantae; Chlorophyta; Trebouxiophyceae; Coccomyxaceae
Product: cell division protein FtsZ
Exons: 9
Coding region: 1-1122 (373 amino acids)
Biological process (GO): cell division; chloroplast fission
Cellular component (GO): chloroplast; cell division site; cytoplasm
Molecular function (GO): GTP binding; GTPase activity
Source: RefSeq, a predicted model, not a curated record
AUGGAAAGGAAAUAUAAUGUAAGUUUUUCUGCUCACUCAGGUGGCGAUGCCCGCAUCAAGGUCAUUGGUGUUGGAGGUGGAGGCAACAAUGCUAUCAAUCGCAUGAUUGGCAGCGGGCUGCAGGGUGUGGAGUUCUGGGCUGCCAACACCGACGCGCAGGCCCUGGACAACUCAGACGCCCUGAACAAGAUCCAGAUGGGCGCACAGCUCACGCGUGGCCUUGGAACUGGUGGCAACCCCAGCCUCGGCGAGCAGGCAGCAGAGGAGUCAGCCGUGGACCUCCAAACUGCAGUGGGCAACGCAGACAUGGUGUUCAUCACAGCGGGCAUGGGCGGCGGCACCGGCACCGGAGCAGCGCCAGUUGUUGCGCGCGUCUCCAAGGAGAUGGGAGUUCUGACAGUGGGCGUUGUCACCUACCCCUUCACCUUUGAGGGGCGCCGGCGUGGCACCCAGGCGUCAGAUGGCAUUGAGGCGCUCAGGAGGAACGUGGACACCCUCAUUGUCAUCCCCAAUGACAGGUUGCUGGACGUUGUUGGCGAGAGCACACCCCUGCAGGACGCCUUCCUCUUGGCAGAUGAUGUCCUCAGACAGGGCGUGCAGGGCAUCUCGGACAUCAUCACCAUCCCGGGCCUGGUCAACGUGGACUUUGCCGACGUGAAGGCCAUCAUGUGCAACUCGGGCACCGCCAUGCUUGGCGUGGGCGUCGCCACCGGCAAGAACCGCGCUGAGGAGGCCGCCCUGGCGGCCACGUCAGCGCCGCUGAUCGAGCGCAGCAUCGAGCGCGCGACGGGGAUCGUGUACAACAUCACGGGCGGCAAGGACCUCACGCUGCAGGAGGUCAACCGCGUCUCCGAGGUCGUCACAUCGCUAGCCGACCCGAGCGCCAACGUCAUCUUUGGCGCCGUCAUCGAGGAUCAGUACGAGGGCGAGGUGCACGUGACCAUCAUCGCAACCGGCUUCAGCCAGACCUACGAGGAGAACCUGCUCGCGGGCAAACUGCCGGAGCCCGUGGUCAAGGAGGGCGAGAAGAAGCAGCUGAGCGCUGCAACCAACGGCAACCUGCCCUGGAAGCGCCGUGGCGGCGCCACAGCCUCCGGCUACCUUUCCCGCUCCCUCCUCUGAGGGACCCCCCUCUGGGCCCACCCCCGAUCACCACCGGAAGGAGGGACCCUGCAGCAUGCGCUGCCAGAACCUGCAUUGUUUGGCUGAGCUGUCGGCUCUAGGGCGCCACUCCAUUCUGCACCAGUCUUGUGCUGCGAUGCUGCCAUGGCGUGCUUCCUCGCCUUGAAAGCUGCUGGUGAAGUUUUGUGGAAUAUAAGGGUGACAACGGCGGGCUUCAAAGGAUGCUGUGGCCACAGUAUUGCUGGCAAUUUUCAGGAAGCCAUGUUGCUGCCAUGGCACUGUCUGGGAAUUGGUUGCAAUUGCGCAGUGCAGUGCAGAAUGCAGGGCUGGUUGCUGACAUGUUGAUAAAGGACAAAGGCAGUAUGAACCCUGUUCAAGAACUUGGAUGCCUUGAAAUUGUUGUUUGCCCGUUGUGUCUCUAACCAUGGGACACCUGCGCUUGUGGGCGGGUGGUAUUGACUUGGGAUCAUCUCAUCUCUCAAAAGAUUGGGUGGGUUCUUGCUAUCGGCUGUAGAAGGACUGAAAAUAUAGGUGGACAGGUGUUGUAUUCAUCCAUGGCUGUUGCAGCUGCUUUCAAGGACUCCGCAUGUGUUAUUGUGUUGCUUCACUUUUGUACAUUACUCUCAAGAAAGCAACGUCAGUCCGAACACUUAUGGUGUGAUAUUGUCUCGUGUGUUGAAUGAGUCUCCAAGAGGUUCUGGGCAUGCACCCCUUGCUGCCAACACUGUAAGCUAUCUUCAGC